Biomphalaria glabrata is the source of this 1053-nucleotide messenger RNA. RefSeq names its product octapeptide-repeat protein T2-like. The record is from RefSeq and is a predicted model, not a curated record. The coding region runs from base 1 to 1053 and encodes 350 amino acids. Lineage: Eukaryota; Metazoa; Mollusca; Gastropoda; Planorbidae. The transcript has 2 exons.
AUGUCCACUACGGUCCUAGAGAACAUUCCAAGUGAUUCUUUAGAUCACAAGCGAGGCGGUGCCAGAACUGGGUCAACACGCAGGCAGAGAUUCAACCAGGCAGGUAGACAGAGAUUCAACCAGGCAGAUAGACAGAGAUUCAACCAGGCAGGUAGACAGAGACUUAACCAGGCAGGUAGACAGAGACUCAACCAGGCAGGUAGACAGAGACUCAACCAGGCAGUUAGACAGAGAUUCUACCAGGCAGGUAGACAGAGACUCAACCAGGCAGGUAGACAGAGAUUCUACCAGGCAGGUAGACAGAGAUUCAACCAGGCAGGUAGACAGAGACUCAACCAGGCAGGUAGACAGAGAUUCUACCAGGCAGGUAGACAGAGACUCAACCAGGCAGGUAGACAGAGACUCAACCAGUCAGGUAGACAGAGACUCAACCAGGCAGGUAGACAGAGACUCAACCAGGCAGGUAGACACAGAUUCAACCAAGCAGGUAGACAGAGACUCAACCAGGCAGGUAGACAGAGACUCAACCAGGCAGGUAGACAGAGACUCAACCAGGCAGGUAGACAGAGAUUCAACCAGGCAGGUAGACAGAGACUCAACCAGGCAGGUAGACACAGAUUCAACCAGGCAGGUAGACAGAGACUCAACCAGGCAGGUAGACAGAGACUCAACCAGGCAGGUAGACAGAGACUCAACCAGGCAGGUAGACAUAGAUUCAACCAGGCAGGUAGACAGAGAUUCAACCAGGCAGGUAGACAGAGACUCAAACAGGCAGGUAGACAGCGAUUCAACCAGGCAGGUAGACAGAGACUCAACCAGGCAGGUAGACAGAGACUCAACCAGGCAGGUAGACAGAGACUCAACCAGGCAGGUAGACAGAGAUUCAACCAGGCAGGUAGACAGAGACUUAACCAGGCAGGUAGACAGAGACUCAACCAGGCAGGUAGACAGAGAUUCAACCAGGCAGGUAGACAGAGAUUCAACCAGGCAGGUAGACAGAGACUCAAGCAGGCAGGUAGACAGAGAUUCAACCAGGCAGGUAGACAGAGAUAG